This is a messenger RNA of Vitis riparia (riverbank grape), 1310 nucleotides long. RefSeq names its product cinnamoyl-CoA reductase-like SNL6. The transcript has 5 exons. Bases 156 to 1073 code for a protein of 305 amino acids. Gene Ontology annotation, molecular function: oxidoreductase activity, acting on the CH-OH group of donors, NAD or NADP as acceptor. NCBI's taxonomy places the organism in Eukaryota, Viridiplantae, Streptophyta, Magnoliopsida, Vitales, Vitaceae. The record is from RefSeq and is a predicted model, not a curated record.
CUCUAUAUAUAAGAAAUACACGAACGGAGAAUCACAUUUGUAGAUUGAAGAUCGAGGAAGUCGUCGUCGUCUUCUUCUUCUUCAAUAUUCAAUUCUUCCGAGCUCUGCAACGAAGUUUUUUUUUUUUUUUCUUUUCUCGAUAUUCAUCAGCUUCCAUGGCGCCUUCGUCGUUGCCGGACGAGGUCAUCUCAGAGAAGACGGUCUGCGUAAUGGACGCCUCCGGCCGAGUCGGCUCCGCCCUCGUGAGGAGGCUCCUCCGCCGCGGCUACACUGUCCACGCCGCUCUCCACGGUGAAUAUGAAAUAGUGGAAGGGGUAUGUUGCAAUAAGAAGAAAUUGAGGGUUUUUCCAGCAGACCCCUUGGAUUAUCACAGCAUCAUGGACGCCUUGAAGGGCUGCUCUGCCUUGUUCUACUCCUUUGAGCCGCCUUCUGAUCAUCCCAAUUAUGAUGAAUAUAUGGCCGACGUGGAGGUGAGGGCAGCACACAAUGUACUCGAAGCGUGCGCACAGACGGACACAAUAGAGAAGGUCGUUUUCACAUCCUCCAUCACGGCCGUUAUCUGGAGAGACGACCGUAACUCCACGCCGUCAGAUCUUGACGAGAGAAACUGGAGCGACGUUAACUUUUGUAGAAAAUUCAAGCUAUGGCAUGGGGUAUCAAAGACACUAGCAGAGAGGACAGCAUGGGCACUAGCGAUGGACAGGGGAGUGAACAUGGUGUCUGUAAAUGGAGGGCUGCUCAUGGCAGACCAUCUCACCAUCUCCAACCCCUACUUGAAAGGAGCCGCUGAGAUGUUCGAAGAUGGAGUGUUUGUGACUGUGGAUCUCAACUUCUUGGUUGAUGCCCACAUCUCUGUUUUUGAAGAUUCUUCCUCCUAUGGCCGCUACCUCUGCUUCAACCAUGUCAUCAAUUCUAACCAAGAUGCCAUUCACCUUGCCAACAUGCUUCUACCUCCUCAAUCAACCCCUCCUCCUCAAAGUUUGGAGGAUACAAGAGUUUAUCAACAAAGGAUAAGCAACAAGAAGCUUAACAAGCUUAUGGUGGAUUUUAGAAGUGAAGUCGAAGUUGAAUGAUGUACACCCAUUCAAACAAGAAAAAAGGUUGAAGGUUUGAAGGGGUUGUGAUCUAGAUUCGUCAAUCAUAUAUUUUUUUCUUUAAUUUUGUGUACCUUUAAUUAGCCUAAUUUUAGUUAUCAAUCUUGAAAAGAAAAGUGAUGAAGAAAAGAUUGUGAAGUGUAAAUGGCUUAGUGAGACAUUAUUGAGGAUUUUAAUGAGAUUAUUGAUCAAGUAAAAGUUCUAUGAUUAAAAUUA